AAUUGACAUAUCCUGUAAUUUUAUGAAAAUUAACGAUGGCAGUUAAAGAGAAACAAACAGACGCUUCUGUCGAUGAAAUAGACUGGAAUGUUGAAAAUGAAAUUCAAUUAUUCUUUGCUAUGAAUGGACAUAAACCUGUUGGUAUUAAUAAAUAUUUUCAUAUGGUCUGCAUAUGGGAAAAAUUUCGUGCUGCCAUUCACAAGGAUGUGUCAUUAAAAAUAAUUUGGGAACAUUUGGAAUCAAUGUAUGAUCUAAUGGCUCUGGAUGAUAUGGAGGAUUUACCAUUUCCUAGUCAAGAGAUAGAUUUCUCUUUACCAGAAGAAUUUUUGGGACCUCUUAAAUCUCGAAAAAGAGAGGAACCAGAAUUAAAGCUGAAAGAACAAAGGGAAAAAUUUAAGGAGCUUAAGAAAGAUAAAGAAAUUAAAGAUCCUACGAAAAAAGAAACUGUUCUUCGUGACCUUAAAGGAAGUAAAGACAUUGAUAAAAAAAAAGAAGAAUUUAAAAAAUAUGUAAAGGAUAUAGAAUUAAAAAAGGAUAAGCUUAGAGAAAUAAAAGAUGUUAGGAAAGAAUACAAAUCUUCUAAGGGCCGGUCAAAGGGAAAGGACGAUCUUGAAGAAACUGCUUCAAAUGGCAAAAAGGAACGUAAGGACUCUGAUUCUGGUCGUGAAAGUUUGAAAAGAGGUACAAAACGACCAACUAGGCAAAGUAUGGAUAGUACAUCUAAAGCAUCUUCCAGUCCACGUGAUACACCUCCACCAAAACGAAGAAGGAUAUAACAAUUUGUAUAAAAUUAUUUUACUUGUACCUUAUAUUGUGUAUAAAUAUUGCAUUUUAACGUAUGAAGAAAAUGUGAAUCAUGUAUUUUUCUAUAUAUGAAUUGCAUUAGGUCUUAAAAGAGACUAUCUUGAAAUCCAAUUUUAUAACAAGAACGUAAAUUAAAUCACUGUAAAUAUAACAUAUUCUGUAAUCAAUACAAGAGAAGAAAGUAUUAAAUGUAUGAAAACUUAUGUACAUAUAAUUUUUUCAUAAAAUACACGAGCAUAUUAAUUAGAACCAAUACGAUUUAUUAAAUAACUUGCUGUUUGCAACAUCACAUUUGUAGAAUCAAAUAUGUGAAAGUGUGAAAAAUAAUACAAAAUUAAAUAUUCAAUCAAAUAUUAGCCAGUAUUUAUUACAAAAAUUGGAAACAUCUUCAUUGACAGUGAUUUUUUGAAACAAGGCGGCUCGUGCUAUUGGAGUAGUUGGAUCGUCCCAAUUUUGUUGAUGGAAUGAAUUGUAUCGUUUGAGUCCAGACACUGUUGGUGACUUUCACGUGCUGGCAAUUCAUUUUCCUUAUGUGCUUAUCGAAGUCUUCUUGCUUCACGUUCAGAUUCCAGCAAGGUUAAUAAAUCACCUUCUCGUACAGGGCCUUUCACGUUUCGGAUAAUUUGACGAUUUUGCUCACCAAGAAAUUCAACUUUUACUUGCGUACAUUGCCCUUGUGAGCCAGUUCUUCCUAGGACUUUUAUGACACGAGCCAAAACCACUGGUUUAUCCAUGAUUCUCUCACGUGGCUUUCAUGCGAUACCGAAGAGAGGUUUCACGCAAA
Bombus terrestris (buff-tailed bumblebee) is the source of this 1588-nucleotide messenger RNA. RefSeq names its product MRG/MORF4L-binding protein (gene MrgBP). Gene Ontology annotation, biological process: regulation of transcription by RNA polymerase II. Gene Ontology annotation, cellular component: NuA4 histone acetyltransferase complex; nucleus. Lineage: Eukaryota; Metazoa; Arthropoda; Insecta; Hymenoptera; Apidae. Bases 36 to 776 code for a protein of 246 amino acids. The record is from RefSeq and is a predicted model, not a curated record. The transcript is spliced from 4 exons.